Molecule: messenger RNA, 2319 nt
Organism: Capsaspora owczarzaki ATCC 30864
Lineage: Eukaryota; Filasterea; Ministeriida; Capsasporidae
Exons: 2
Coding region: 1-2319 (772 amino acids)
Source: RefSeq, a predicted model, not a curated record
AUGCACCCGACUGCGGUAUCGCCGGGAGUGCACCCAGCCCUGGCCGCCUUCAACCUGUUUGGCCGCCGCCAGGAGGUCAAGGACAUUCAUACGCACAAGCCCGAGUCACCCUUCUUGGAGAAGUCCGCCAAGGUGGGCCACCAGACGGUCGAGAAGGUCAAGGACGUCGGCUACGAGGCCCGCAACGCCUUCCUCAUGGCCAAGGAUCGCUCUGCCAAGGCCAAAGUAACCAUCGAGGAAGGCGCAGAGGAGCUCAAGGAAGGGGCCAAGCGGCGAUGGGACUAUGCGAAGGAGUCUGCCGAAGAGAUUGCCGAGGCCUCACAGCACGGCUGGAAGAAGGCCAAGGCAAAGGCCAGCGACCUUUCCGAGGAUGCGCAGGAGCGCUGGGAGGCUGCCAAGGACACGGCGGAGGACUACUUGGAAGACGUCAAGGAAGGCUGGGAGACGGUCAAGGACAAGGCCGAGGACAUUACCGAUGCCGCUCGCGAGAAACUCGGCGCAGCCAAGGAGACGGCCGAGAACGUGGCCGAGAACGUCAAGGAUACUGCCGAACGUGGCUGGGACAAGGCCAAGGACACUGCCGAGGACAUUUCUGACGGUCUUCGUCAUCGCUGGGAGCAGGCCAAGGACAAGGCCGAAGACAUCAAGGACUCUGCUGGUCAAGGCUUGCGCAAGGCGAAGGGCAAAGCGGAAGAUGUCGCCGACAACGUCAAGGACAAGGCUGAAGACGUGGUCGAUAGUGUCAAGGAUAAGGCUGAAGGCGUCAAGGACUCUGCCAAGCGUGGCUGGAACCGUGCCAAGGGCAAGGCAGAGGACGUUGCCGACGAUAUUCAAGACAAGGCGGAAGACAUCAAGGACUCGGCCGAGCGCGGCUGGAAUCGAGCCAAGGGCAAGGCUGAAAAUAUUGCAGACAAUGCCAAGGACACUGCCAAGCGUGGCUGGAACCGUGCCAAGGGCAAGGUGGAGGAUGCUGCGGAAGACGUCAAGGACUCGGCCGAGCGCGGUUGGGGCAAGACCGUGACCAAGGCCAAGGAUGUCGCCGACGACGUGUCCGAGGCUGUGGACGAUGCCCAAGAGAGCUGGGACGAGACCAAGGAGGAGGCCCUGGGCGCUUGGGAGAGCGCCGUGCACCAAGCACGCCGAGCUUGGCGUGAAGCGACAGGCAACCUGGAAGACGCAAAGGGCAAGGGCAAGGACAAGUGGAAUGACAUCAAGGACGAGGCCAAGGACAAGUGGAACGACAUCAAGGACGAGGCCGAGUCCAAGUGGGUGGACUCGCGCAAGCACCUGCGCGAAAAGUGGGACGAAACCACGGACAAGCUGCAAGACUCGCAGGGCGACCUGCCCGAGGAUGAUGUGCACAACAUGGACGUUCGCCGGCACCUCCGUCCAAAGUGGGACGCGUCCACCAAGGCGUCGAUUGAAACGCUGGACGACAUUGCGGCCAAAUCGUUCGAUUCUCGACGACACCUCCGCGGCAGCUGGAACAAUGACAAUCUCCAGACCGACUCGGACGACUCCAAGAUUGAGUGGAACCUGCCCAAGGAGUGGAAGGACACUCGCAAACACCUCCGCCACAACUGGGACAAGGUGACGCGCGAGUACGAGAAGGCGACCGGUCAAAGGCAAGGUUGGUUGAGCUGGAUUGGCUCCAAGCUCGGCCUCGGCGACAAGGACAGUGCCAUUCGUCGCGCGGGCUCCACUGCCUCGGAGUCCAUUCAAGGCGCGGCCAGCUCGUUCGCUGAGAAGGCUCGCAAGGCCACGGAAGAUCUGACGGCCGACGAGGUUUCGUUUGGCCCGGAAGGCAAGGGUUGGUUUAACUUGGACAAUGCCAGCACGGUGGAAUGGCUCAACUGGGUGCUGCUGUUGAGCUCUGGCGUGUUGGCCACGUUGGCCGUUGCUGCGACUGCCUACUACAAUGGCUGGCUUCAAUCGCCCUGGACUUCCGAGUACAGCGGUCGGGUGUUGCGUGUCAACGCCGUGCCCGUCCGUGGAGCUACCGCAACCCGCAUCACCUCUCGCAAGACCCGCCGCACUUCUCGCGAUCUGGGCGAGGAGCUAGAGGAUGAAGGCACCCAAGUUACCGAGACAUACGAGGCCGAGGAAGCGGUUGUGGCACCUCCGAUUCACCCGUCCCCGCGCGCGACCAAGCACAACCUGCGCAGCAAGGACUUUACCUAUGCCGAAGCUGUUGGCAACGAUGUUGAGGACAUUGACUCGGCCUUGGAGCACCAGCAAGAAAAGUUUGCCAAGGGUCACUACACACCAACGCGAGCCCGUCACGUCGAUGCUGGCGGCCGCGAGGUGCGUGGACAUUGA